UGUAGAUUCCCCUGAGAGAGACGGCCCUAGAGAUGAUCCUUUGAUCUAUUUAUGUAUGAUUUGACCUUUAUUUGACCUUGUAGAUUCCCCUGAGAGAGACUGCCCUAGAGAUGAUCCUUCCAUCUAUUUAUGUAUAAUUUGACCUUUAUUUGACCUUGUAGAUUCCCCUGAGAGAGACGGCCCUAGAGAUGAUCCUUCGAUCUAUUCAGCGUCAUCAGAAGAGCAUCCUUAUUGUGCCCCCCGGCUGUAGGACGCUGGUCAAUCUCACCUGUAGCCUUCAGGAAAAUCUUGACAACUUCCUCUCCUCAGACACGGAAUUUUCACCGGAGGUCGGGGAAGCUGUAGAGAGAUAUGACGCGUUACUGAGACACAUCUUCCAGCACGCUGUCCCGGUGAUCCAGUCCGUAUUACAAGAAUACCCAAACAUCUUAGACGUGAAGACCGAGGGCCGACGAUUCCUGUACAACUACUCUAAAAUGACACAGUUCACGCAAAAGAAAAAGUUACAAGCUCUAUCUACGUCAACACAAGACAAGGAAAGUCAGGAGCUCACAGAGACAUUAACUACCCCCAAAAUGUUUGUAUCUAACCACCAGGAAGAGGAGCCCUCGGGAAUUCUCAAAAAGACGGAAGAGAAAGGUUACAUGGCUGCCCUGGAUCGCAAAGUCCACUUCGCCGACAAAGAACCACUGGACUCCAUGACCAGCUCAGAGGACGAAUCUGACCUUGACCUUCAGACUACAGAGGUCAAGGCCAGGUUAGAGGUACAGGAGACUGUUAUUCUGAGUGAGGAGGCUGCUGAAGCUCUGAGAUUAAAAUCUGUGGCAAGUCAGGAGGGUGUCCAAAUGAGACGGAAGGAAUCGGAAAAGGAUGAGACACGAGAGAGACGGUACACGUCGGAAAUGAAAAUUAACGUGAGUGGGAAGGGCCAGAUCCAGGAGGUGGUCGCCAAGUGUGGUCAAACAGACAUCACCAUAGCAACUUACCCCACCCCUAGCAACCCAGUGUCCAUAUUUUGUCCUACAGUAAAUUGUAGAGGUCAUGUAGGCAACUCAGAGCCCAUUUGUCAACCUGACCCGAUGUUUGAUGUGAAUGAUAUUCCAGCAGAGGAAAAUGGAUCUGAACGAAUUUUAUCUAAAGACAAUGAAGACACAAAUACAAAUAAUGAUGGGAGUUCCACUCUUAAUGAAUGUCAGACAAAUAAGCUAAGAGAAUAUGACAGGAAAGAGGAUAGUGCUGUGUUACGUCCAUUUCGGCAACAAACAUUAGACACAGGAAUUGCUCAUUCUACAAACUCUCUGGACAAAAGUAACACUCAAUCUUCAAACUCACAGGAAAUGAGUAAUUCAAACUCGCAGGACAAGAGUAACGCUCAGUCUUCAAACUCACAAGACACAAGUAACACUCAUUCUCUGAUCUCACAGGAUUCUACAGAGGAGGAAGAUUAUGUACCAAUGGAUUGGCCUCGCACUGACGGCCUCGGGACACAAGAGAAUGGAGAGACUUGUGAAGAAGUCUGCUUGAGAGAGAAGUCAGGUCAGAAGUCGGGAGUGUUACGAUACUCGUUGUCAGAUGUGUCCUUAUGUACCAAAGUCAUCAGGCUACAGGUGACUCACCACAUCAGCUCUUUGGUGUUUGGAGGUAAAGAUGCUCAGGCUCUCUCUGUCAUUGACAAACCCCUGCACAGUCUUUUAGAGGUCAGUGGGGCACCACAAGGGUUACAGGCAUAUGUCAAAUCUCAGUACAGUGACAGUAAAACCUUGAUUGACCUUGAUACAGCUUUCCUCAUCAGCAUUAUAGAUGCCAUUAGAUACAGGUCUCUUUUUCAUGACCUUGUUCAUAAGAGUGUCCUUGAGGUCAUGAACUGUAUGUUUGGUAAAUACAGCCUUGACGUCCUGAAGGUGGCAUUGACCUGUUUGACCUCUGUGUUCCAGAACCAGCAUAUCCUGCCCCAGUUAUCAGAGUCCACAUUUCUGAAGGAGGCGAAGGAGAUUAUAUCAAAAUUAUGAGGUGUUUUACAGACAGACAUACCAGCAAUACAGGAACUUCACAGGGUUGUGAGUGACAUCACCCCCAUAGAAUGAAAUAUCCCUCAACACCCUGACCGUCUGUAGAAUAACACACCCAUCUCUUCAGAUGUUACAUGACCCUCCAUCCACCCAUACAGAAAGGUGGUGGUGGUGGUGGGGGGGGGGUAAAUGACAUCACCCCCAUUGAAUGAAGAAGAUCGUCCCAGCGAGGUGUCUGACACUAAUCUGUUAUCUUUUUUUUGGUGACUUCUACAAAACAGAAUCUUUUGUAAUUUAAAUCACUUCAGGUCAUGUAUGAAAAGAAUAACAAUUAAUUUAUAUGAAAUAGUUUGUUAAGUUUAAUAGAAAUGUUAUGUUGAAUAAUUACGUUUUACUAAAUACAUGGGGUGCCAUAAAUUAUUUAUAUGCUAGGCAAUAGUAUUGUGUACUUAUGAAUUUAAUUAAGGGAAUAACUCACUUUAGUAAAAAAAAAACCUGCUACUUAUGUACAAAAAAAUGAACUGGUUUUGUCAAAUCUGGAUCCUAACUAUUUAUAAUCACUCCAUUUGUAGCAUGCUUAUUUAAGGUGAACAGUUAUGAGGAACUCGGUGCUAUAUAGAUUCUACCACUGGCUGCACGUCAGCUUUUGUUAACUUUGGAAUCACUGUGUUAGAGAUGGUUAUACAUAAAUGAAUGUAAUAUGAUUGUAUUGUCUCUAGAUAAUAACCGUUCCUUGUCUGUUGGUAUUUACGCAAUUGUUAAUUUGAUAUUGAAAGUUUUUUUACCAAAUAAUUUGAAUUUGGUCAAACCAAAUUUUAAUCUGGUUUUUUUUUUCCAUCAUAUAUGGAUAUACUUGCAAUUAAUUUCUAUAAAAAUAUGCUGUGUAUAUUUAAAACAAGUUUUUUGAAAAAAAAAUGGAUAUACAUUACUAUACAACAUGCUGUAUUAAUAUUGAUCUUCAGUAUGCUUUGAUAUGUCAGAUUUGUUAUGAAAUCCAUAAGGGAUAAUUCAAACUUGCUCAUUGACAAACCAUGUAAUUUACAAUAAAUCCUAACCCCCCAACCUUACCUCAACCACAAAUGAACUUAUAGCAUGAUCUUACCUAGUAAUUGAAUAUAUAACAAUCCACCCCCAAAGAACUUAGAUCCAUAUCUACCCCCAAAGAAUUUGCAUCCAUAUCUACCAUCAAAGAACAUAGAUCCAUAUCCACCCACAAAGAACUUAGAUCCAUAUCCAUCCACAAAGAACUUAGAUCCAUAUCCAUCAACAAAGAACUUAGAUACAUAUCCACCAACAAAGAACUUAGAUCCAUAUCCAUCAACAAAGAACUUAGAUACAUAUCCACCAACAAAGAACUUAGAUACAUAUCCAUCCACAACGAACUUAGAUCCAUAUCCAUCCACAAAGAACUUAGAUCCAUAUCCACCCACAAAGAACUUAGAUCCAUAUCCAUCCACAAAGAACUUA
Saccostrea cuccullata (small rock oyster) is the source of this 3476-nucleotide messenger RNA. RefSeq lists its product as uncharacterized. Lineage: Eukaryota; Metazoa; Mollusca; Bivalvia; Ostreida; Ostreidae. The coding region runs from base 189 to 2009 and encodes 606 amino acids. The record is from RefSeq and is a predicted model, not a curated record. The transcript is spliced from 6 exons.